Zea mays is the source of this 2576-nucleotide messenger RNA. RefSeq names its product scarecrow-like protein 8. The transcript has a single exon. Lineage: Eukaryota; Viridiplantae; Streptophyta; Magnoliopsida; Poales; Poaceae. The coding region runs from base 413 to 2284 and encodes 623 amino acids. The record is from RefSeq and is a predicted model, not a curated record.
GCAUUAAAAUCUACUAUAGUACCAAAGCGAGCCGGGGCCCCGCCACAACGCCUCCCGAUAAACACCACCAUCGAUUCCCCGCCACCGGCUGGCUGGCCCACGCCGUCAGCGGGAGUGCCGCCGAAUCGGUGUCGGAUCCCAAACGCCGGUCUCACUUUUAUAAACGUAACCGCAGCAGCGGAGAUGGGGGAGGGGUGGCGGUUUUAUUAUCGGAGAAGCAAAUUGAAUUGAAUGGCACCGGCUCCCAUUAGCUGGACCCGUAGCUGUUGUUGUAGCCAUAGCAUUUGGAGGUAGCCAUAGCCCAUAGCAUUCCAUUCCUCCCUCCCUCCCUCCCUCCUCGGUAGAUUCGUCUCGUCACCUUCCUCCUCCUCCUCUCUUUCUGCUCUCCCUGCCCCGACCUGCCCCGCCCUGCAUGGAGCCAGGCGCGCCGUGGCGCGAUCCGCGCCAGGGUUACUCCUACGGGGUCGGAUCGGCGAUGCAGCUCCAGCUCCAGCUGCAGCAGCGGGCCGACGCGGCAGCCGGUGGAGGAGUGCUCAAGAGGAGCCUCGGCGAGCUGGAGAGGUGGCAGCACCACCAGCAGCAGCAGGUGGCCGCGCAACAGGCGCUGUACCUGCGCGCCGUGAGGCAGCGCACGGCUGCGGCGGUCGAUAUCGCCGCCUUGCUGGGAGGCACCCCGGCUCAGCCUCUGGUUCUACCCGGGUCCAGCUUUGGAGGGGGCCUAGCGUCGCCUUCGUCGACGCUCUCGUCGUCGCUCACCACCGCGUCCAGGGCGGCGGUGCCGCUGAUGCAGCCGCAGCUGCAGCGGCAGGUGCCGCUCACGACGUCCUCACCGCAGACGCAGCCCUUCGGGCUGUCGACGGCGCCGCUGCCUCAGCCGUCGGUUUCGAGCGAGCUGUUCAUUUUGCAGGAGCUCGAGAAGCAGCUGCUGGACGACGACGACGACGACGAGCCGGUUGCGGCGAUGAGCGGCACCGGUUCCGCCGUCACCAACUCCGAGUGGGAGGAGACGAUACAGCAGCUCAGCUCCAUCGCGGCCGCGCCGUCGCCCGGGCUCCCUGCAGCGGCGACCCCAAACAACAACAAUAAUAACGUCGGGAUGACGAGGUCACCGUCAAACUCCUCCACGGCGUCCUCGUCCGCGUCCUGCUCGCCGCCGACCCCCGGGGCCGCGUCGAGGCAGCUAUUGUCUGAAGCCGCGGUCGCUAUCGCGGAUGGCCAUCACGAAGCGGCGGCCGCCCAUCUGGCCGCCCUGAAGCGCGCGGCUAACCAGCACGGCGAUGCGGAACAGCGGCUGAUUGCCAUGAUGGUGGCCGCCCUGUCCUCCCGCAUUGCUCCGGCCGCCUCCGCCCCAUCUCAACUCCUCGCCGACCUCUGCAGCGUCGAGCAGCGCGCCGGGUCCCAACUCCUACAGGACCUCUCCCCGUGCUUCCGCGUCGCCCUCCACGCCGCCAGCGCCGCCAUCGUCGAAGCGGUGGGCGACCACCGCGCCAUCCACCUCGUCGACUUCGACGUCAGCUUCCCGCAGCACGCGGCUCUCAUCCAGUACCUCGCCGACCGACGCGUGCAGGGCAGGUCCCUGAAGGUCACCGCCGUCACCGACCCGAGCUCGCCGUUCACGCAGUCUCUAACCGCAUCGCUACCAGCCAUCGAGGAGCGGCUGAAGAAGCUCGCCGAGCGAGCUGGCGUGGAGUACCGCUUUACAGUGGUCAGCUGCAGAGCAGCAGAGCUGGAUGCGUCCAGGCUGUGCUGCGAGCCGGGGGAGGCGGUCGCGGUCAACCUCGCCUUCGCACUCUCCCACGUGCCCGACGAGAGCGUCUCUCCGGCCAACCCCCGCGACGAGCUGCUCCGCCGCGUGCGCGCGCUGGGCCCGCAGGUGGUGACCCUCGUCGAGCAGGAACUGAACACCAAUACGGCACCGCUGGCGGCGCGCUUCACUGACGCGUGCGCGCACUACGGCGCCAUCCUGGAGUCGCUGGACGCGACGCUGGCGCGGGAGAUUGCGGAGAAGGCCAGGGCCGAGGCGGCCCUGUCGAAGAAGGCGGCGAACGCGGUCGGCCGGGAUGGCCCCGACCGGCUGGAGCGGUGCGAGGUCUUCGGCAAGUGGCGCGCCAGGUUCGGCAUGGCGGGCUUCCGCCCGGUGUCGCUCGGCUCGAGCAUUGCCGAAGAGCUGGUCGGCGCCCGCGUCGGCCAUGUACCGCCCGGGUUCACAGUCAAGGCGGAGAACGGCGUGCUCCGGUUCUGUUGGAUGGGGCGCGCGGUGACCGUCGCCUCCGCGUGGCGCUAGACCACGGCGGGCGGCCGACCGCCCGCCCGGGCCAUUAUUGCCGUCACUAAAUUGUCAGUUACAUAAUUCGAGCUAUUGCUUUCCUCGUUCUCCCUUCUUCCUUUUUUUUUACCUUGAUUGGGUGAGGAGUGAUGAGUUUGCCAUGAUCUGGUAAAAAUCCUUCCUAGCUGUAGCGACUCAUAAUUCUUAUAACUGCUCAUAGUAGUAUAUGGAAAAGAGUAAGUUAUAUCGCAAUCUCCUCCUAAUUUUGUGUGGCAUGUUGGUAGAAGAAGAUAACAUUCUCUCUGAUUCA